GAGCUCCGACAAAUAUAUUCGGACACCACUCGAAACUAUUUAUAUGGGAUAUGCAAAUACGUUUGUGGGAGUGUCUUCCCCUAUCCCAUUAGUCUCUGGGGCUUAUAAAGUCUCCCAGUUCACCACACAGACGCAGUCACCACUCCAGGGAUAUCGCUCUCUGACUCUUGUCUCGCUGUCUCUCUCAACUCGCCGACUUUCCAUCCCAAAGCGCCACAACGCCAGGCUCCACGACUCUAACCAUGACUUGCCACCUGCUGGGUCUGCUCCUCGUGGCGAUGCUGUUCGUGAGCGGAGGGCACAGCCUCAAAUGCUACUCGUGCAUCACGAACACCAACAAUGCUGCGUGCAACGCGGGCGGCCCCACCACGUGUUCCGUCUCAUCGCAGGACAACUGCGCGACAAUUCUCAUCUACCAGGGCUCCAACUACGCCGUCACAAAGCAGUGCAUGAGCAAGGCCGAAUGCGACGUGGCCAAGAAACUCGACGGCACCACCAACGGAGUCACGCUGCUCACCACGUGCUGCCAGAGCGACGGCUGCAACGUCAACGCCGCCCCUCGCCCGCUGGGCGCAGCUCACGUGACCCUGGCCCUGCUGGGCGUGGCCAUCAGCGUCGUGGUCAGCAGGGCUAUGGUGUAGGUCGUGACGUCACAGCCGCCUACCCCCAACGUGCCUUGGUUCGGUCCAAUCACUUUUCCCCUUCCACUCGGUUGACUCACGACGCUUCCACCAGUGGAGCUGUGCAACGUUAAAUCGUCUACAUUGUUGUGUUAUGCUGCUAAAGAAGCUCAAAGUACGUAUGUACAUACAUACAUACAUAGAGACAAGUAGACUCAUCACGCAGAGACCCAUAGACUCACUACAUAGAGACCCAUAGACUGAUCACACAGGGACACAUAGACUCAUCACACAGAGACCCAUAGACUCAUCACAUAGAUACCCAAGUGCGGAAUGAUAUACCAUCAUUUACAGAGAUCCCAUAUGGCAGAAGAGAAUGGAAAGGUCUUUAACCUGGACUUGGAACAGGUCACGCGGGGUGUUCAGAGAGUGUGCAGAUGAUUAGGGGGUGAAAGGAAGUCCUAUAAUCAAGGGUGGGGUGGUGGGUUGGGUAGUAGAUUUGCGUGACCCUGACCAAUGGCCUGUACAAGGUACCGCUCAAUUUAGCGAAUGGCAUUCGUUUCUCAAACAUCUAAAAAACAGACUCACGAGCGUAACUAAAUUUGUCAUUCGCAACGGCUUUACCCAUUUGGUUUAAUACUAAAACUUCGGGGGGGGGUGUAUCGGACAGUCAUUCCAAAUCGAAAAAAGUAUAUAUUGCAAUACAUCUUUGUCACUUCUGAGGAUGCAAAAAAGUGUAAUAACAUUAUUAAAGAACGUGAAUAUGAAAACGAUUAAAUAAUGCACUUGAAAAAACUGGUAAUAAAAACAAAUUGCUGCAUGCUGGAAUGACUGGAGAGGGUGAUGUGGAGACGUUACCGUUGCACUGUAUAGGGACACCAUAAUACUGCUGCGGAUUGGAAUCUUGAUUUAGACGGGAGGAGGAAAUCUGAUGACCUACGAAGCUCGAUGGGCGAGUGCCGUAGGAAAUUCGAUUAUGCAGAAAUUCGAUUUCGUUGAUUGUGCCACGGUGGCUAGGGAGCUGUUAAUUUCCUUGCCUGGUCUACAGGAGGUCGUAAGUUCAAUCCCUACCCUGACGAUGCCUGCUGCUGUAUUUGGAGUUUGCAUAUCUCUCUCUCCGUGUUCCUUCGAUUUUUCAUUUAGAAUCAACGUCACCACACAUUCAGGGCUAUUUGCCUGCUCAUAGAAUUUUCAACGUGAUGACAAUGAUAAUGAUAUCAUGCCACUUGGUUGAGCUGCCAGGUCUCUUCUGAAAGAGAGCUACACCAGCUCAGUAGUGGUGCCUUACACCUGCUUAAAAUCUCUAUAUAUUAAAGGGAAAUUUGUGAA
Molecule: messenger RNA, 1949 nt
Organism: Petromyzon marinus (sea lamprey)
Lineage: Eukaryota; Metazoa; Chordata; Hyperoartia; Petromyzontiformes; Petromyzontidae
Product: prostate stem cell antigen
Source: RefSeq, a predicted model, not a curated record